AUGCGGCAUCAUUCUUCCAACCCCAAGCUGCACUACUUCUUCCAACCCCAGCCGGCACCUUCCCUUUCCAACCCAGCCGGCACUAAUCUCUUCCAACCCAGCCGCACUACUCCCCUUCCAACCCAGCCGCACUACUCUUCCAACCCCUGCUGGCACUUCACCCUUCCAACCCCAAGCCGGCACUACCCUUCCAACCCAGCUGGCACUACCCCUUCCAACCCCAAGCGGCACUACUCCUUCCAACCCCAUUCUGCGUCCAUUCUUCCAACCCCAAGCUGGCAUUACUCCUUCCAACCCAGCCGGCACUACUCCCCUUCCAACCCAGCCGGCACUCACUCUUCCAACCCCUGCUGGCACUACUCCUUCCAACCCAAGCUGUGCAUUACUCCCCUUCCAACCCCAAGCCGGCACCAUCCCCUUCCAACCCCAAGCUGGCACUACCCCUUCCAACCCCAAGCGGCACUCUACUCCCCUUCCAACCCCAAGCGGCACUACUCCCCCUUCCAACCCCAAGCCGGCAAUCAUCCCUUCCAACCCCAGGGCUACCACUCUUCCAACCCCAAGCCGGCACUAUCCCUUCCAACCCCAAGCCGCACAUUCUUCCAACCCCCAAGCCGCACUCAUCCUUCCAACCCCAAGCCGGUACCAUUCUUCCAACCCUAA
Homarus americanus (American lobster) is the source of this 663-nucleotide messenger RNA. Its product is annotated as extensin-1-like. The record is from RefSeq and is a predicted model, not a curated record. The transcript has a single exon. The coding region runs from base 1 to 663 and encodes 220 amino acids. Lineage: Eukaryota; Metazoa; Arthropoda; Malacostraca; Decapoda; Nephropidae.